CAUAGGUGAAGUAAUUAUAGUUGAAUAUGGUAAGGGUGGUCACUGAAUCCCGUUCUGCAUUUACGAAGCGCGGUGAACGAAGGGUCCGAUUGCGCUCCUCCUCCUCGCCCAGCAAAGAAGGCGGCGCCGCGCGGUGACGCAACGGGAUUUCGGAGCACCUCCUUGGCGUGCAGUGCCGCCUUCCGGCCCCUUCAUCGAUUCGAGGGGAAGGACGCGGGACGAUGAUGUGUGGGGGUGGCGAGUGGCAGCGAGCUCGCAGAUAAGGAGGAGGGCAGACAGUGCGAUCACGUGGUCCAUUAUGGCAGCUGCAUGUUGCGCAACCUGUUGCUCCGCCAACGGCUCCGAGCUCCCGGACACGUAGGGGGUUUGACAGUACUGCUCCGUCGGUCGCCCGUGAUGUCUCGACGCCGUGGAAUUCGCUGCCUAACGGAUAACUGACACUUUCUCACCCCUUGCUCGGACCUGUCUUUUCUGGACAUCGUAUAACCACCAACAUUUGAGGCCGCGGCAGCAAGAUCAGCAAAAGGCAUCCGGCCGUGCUGGUGCGCCGAGUGACCAGGUAGGGUGCCCUCCGGCAGUCCCGAUGCCAUGCCCCGGACAGCCGGCCGCGCCCAGCGACGGGGCCGCUACCUGAGCGCCGUCGCCAGCACCACCACCCGCCGGCCACCCGACCGGCGCCGGGUUGCCCUGCCACCGCUGGCACCGAGGUGGGGGCCAACCCGCCCGCGCCCUGAACACGGCCAGGCGGUACGGCCGGCCACCGAGACGUGCACGUCGCCCUGCCGGAAGAGCUCGCGAGACAGGAACCUGCUGCACAAAGCGCUUGCGUUCCAAAGCCCUCUUCACAGGUUUCAAGGCUGCUGUACGCUGAACUUACACUCAGACAACCGGUAACAUGGACUCACGAGCUCACUAUCCAAGCGAGGGCAGCACGAAGAGGAGCCUGUGGACAUUGAGUGAAAUGGGGGACGAAGAGGAGGACGCUGGUGCUGCAAGGUCGGAAGCCGAAGAUGCCAAGAAGCAGAACCACAGCGAGAUCGAGAAGCGGCGCCGGGACAAGAUGAACAUGUACAUCAGCGAGAUGGCCUCGUUGGUGCCCAUGUGCAAGGCCAUGUCCCGGAAGCUGGACAAGUUGACCGUGCUGCGUAUGGCCGUGCAGCACAUCAAGACGAUACGCGGCUCCAUAAAUUCGUACACGGAAGGACACUACAAGCCACCAUGGUUGUCGGACGAGGACGUCAAGAACGUUGUUUUACAGGGAACUGAUGGGUUUCUGUUCGUUGUGAGCUGUGAUCGUGGUCGCAUCCUCUUCAUGUCGGAGUCUGUGCAACAGACACUCAACUACACUCAGGGUGAUCUCCUCGGACAAAGCUGGUUUGACAUUCUUCACCCGAAGGAUAUCGCCAAAGUCAAAGAGCAACUCUCUUCGCCGGACCUCUCUCCGAAGGAGAGGCUCAUCGAUGCAAAGACGAUGCUCCCGCUCAAGGGGGAAUUCCCGCAGCGGCAGAGUCGGCUGUGUCCGGGCGCGCGGCGCUCCUUCUUCUGUCGGAUGAAAUGCAAGACGCAGGCGACCGUCAAGGAGGAGGCCGACACCACAACUGGCGGCCAGCGGCGCCGAAAGUCGCACAGCUUCGACCGCCGAUACUCGGUCAUCCACUGUACCGGCUACCUCAAGUCGUGGGCGCCCGCCAAGCUCAGUUUGCCCGACGACGCCCCGGCGGACGACAGCGAAGGGUGCAACCUGAGCUGCUUAGUGGCCGUGGGCAGGGUGCACGGAGAUCUGGCCAGCAGCCCUGCGACAAGGAACGCUCUGGACGCCGAGGCGAUUCAGUUCGUCUCUAGGCAUGCGGCCGACGGAAAGUUCAUUUUCAUUGACAAGAAGGCAACUCUGAUCCUUGGUUACCUCCCGCAAGAACUGCUUGGCACAGCGUGCUACGAGUACUACUGCCAGGACGACGUCUUGCGAUUGUCGGAAUGCCACAAGAAAGUUCUGCAAACGAAUGAGGCGGUGUGCACGCAACCAUACAAGUUCCGCGUCAAGGAGGGUUCUUUCGUCUGCCUCCAAACAACGUGGAAGGCCUUCAAGAACCCAUGGACCAAGGAACUCGAGUGUCUCGUUGCUAUAAAUACGCUCAUCGGGUCUCAAGAGGUGGUUAUUGUGGACAGUUCGAACGGUCAGCUGGACGAACUGCUGUGCGGAGGUCCAGCUGUCGCCAGCGGCCAGUGUGUGGACGUGGUUAUGCACAGUGCCGUGUCCUCGGACCACGCGAGAAGAGUUAUGACCCCAACCAGAGGCUCAAUGGCGGCACCUGGCUCGAACGGUGCAAGUCGCGCGGGUGGCGGCAAAGUUGGCCACCACGUCGCCAUGCACACUCUCAGCAACCAGGCCAAAUCUAAAGAAGCCUGUCAGAGUUCGAGUGCAACAGUUCUGGAUGCAAGCUGCCUUAGUGCGACCACGAACCAACCACUCACGUCAGAGAAGGCGAGGAAAGCCUUCGGCAGCCCAUCGCCCAGCACAAGCCUUCCUGGGCCCGGUGACCGGAACGACGAGAUGCAGACCGACUCGCCCGAACCACCGCCUCAGGCUGGUCAGGCUGUUGCGUUCAGGUCCGCCUCGCCAGCUAGUCAGCCCACGGCGGAGUCUGAGCUGGACUUGGUGAACAGCUUCGUAAGUCGAGACAUCCUGAGCGCCGGCACUCAGGGCAAUAGCGAAGGGAACGACGAGGCUGCCAUGGCUGUCAUCAUGAGCCUGCUGGAAGCGGACGCCGGACUUGGCGGACUGGUGGACUUCAGCGGCAUGCCGUGGCCUCUACCUUGAAACACCUAUUUGCGCUCCUGUUUCCGCGGACUCUCGCGAGUUCUGACCGUAGAGCAGAGAAGAACGUACCGCCUGUGGCAUGCACCAGAAGUCACUACCAGUCAGUAUUCACUCCAAAGCGCGUGCACUCCAGCACAGAUCACGGAACCGCGCGCCGCACAGAUUGCGUCCAGCAAGAAACUUUUCUAGGAGCUGACGUCCACUCAUCCAGUGCUGUUCGCGGCCAAACACGUGGUGUGUCGUCGUUGAGUGCUACCUUUCGUAUUGAGGCUGUCCGUGCUUAUUAACACCAAGUUCUGCUUCUACAGCGACGCCGGUUGUGCUCCCCUAUCCCCCCCUCCCUCCUGUCCACAGACUUGACGCUGGGCCACGUUGCUCGGCCGGUUUGUAAGCAACGUUACCACAUUUCGAACCACUUGCUGUACAUUCCCUGAAUACAUAAACGCACAUUUUUGCAGUUACGGCACACAAAGUAAAAUAGAUUACCAAGCAUCGUUACGAAGUUCUGCAUCGUCAGUACGCUGUUAAACAAAAUUACAGCCUUUGGGUCGUAUCUUGCCACACAGCGAUAAUCGUCAUCUCUCUUGUUCGCAUUUCCUUUCUUUAAAGCUGCGAGUCGGCUACUUCCAAGUCACGAACCGCAUGCGCGUGAUCAGCAUGACAGAGCAUUCUCGACAGGCAAGUAGCGAACGCAGCGUUUUCAAGAAAGGAAACGCAAGCAAGGCAGAUGACGGUUAUUGUUGUGUGGCAAAUGUACAUCCCAGAGGGUGUACAUUUGUUUAAGAGUCUAUUGAGAUGUUGCUUGCUGUUGGACUUAUCCCCAUUUGUUGUUGAUGUACAUUACUCGGAAAACGGGCGCCUUUUAGGGUUUGAUCUCCUCGUCCUGGUGUUGCUCCCUUUGCAAGGCUUCAGCGGAUGCAUAUUAUACGAGUACUCGAGUGCGCGUGGUCUCAUUCGGGCUUUGAUCGACGCACAAUUAGUAGUGAUUUAUAUAACACUCUGUAGGUAUCACGUCAUAUACGAAGUCGAGAUAUCGCCGCAGUAUUUGCUACAUUAUGUGAACUGUGAUAUUACGGAAUAUACUAAAACAUCACUGUACUUGCGGCAAAUAUGAAUAAAGCUUCAACAGAGCUGUAAUUUGAGUCACGUCGCAUCAAAACGGGCGUAGUAGAGGUUUCGUGUUAUAUAUAUACUAGAACGGGGCAUCGUGCAGGCUUUGUUCGGGCCACGAAUCUUGACACGUGUACUUGUUUGUACACGUGUCAAGAUUCGUUGCCAACAUUGUCAAGUGUACCGUUUUGCUUUCUUCACCGUCACUACCACGUGACAAUCCUACAAACAUCAGUGUAAUAAUUUGCGUUUGAAGGCAAGCAAAAAGGGAAAUGAAGUCAUCUGUCAGUGGCACUGGGUUCACCAUAAGGUGCUUCGUACGGUGGUUUUGUAUUGAAGAAAACAGUGCAGCUGAAUGAUAUUUGAUAGUGCAUAACAAGAGCCCGUGGUAAGUGCUACCGAACAAUGAAUGGUCAAAUUUGCGCACAUGCGUAUUACAAUCGAGGGCAUUACAACAGGUUGUGACGAAGUUUUGCUCGUAGUCCAUCGUAUUCGAGUUAUUCUUAUUUUCCUGUUCAAACCGCCCCCCCCCCUCCCCCCCGUGAAGGCACAUAUAUCAACGUUUGUGUUGUCAGCACUCCCUGUUGUACAGUUGCGGGAUUACGCUUCCUUGAACACCUCAACAAACGGUACAGUAAAACAAACUCUUUGUUGAAACACAUUCUCAGUAAAAAGUUCAAGCGAUUUUCAUAUCACGAACAAGUGACCAAACAAACCAAGGUUUAUGGAAAUCGUAGUGUCGCAUGUCCCAUGAGGGUAACGCUGGGUCCAAAAGACACGGAAACGCGUCUGCCAUUGUACAUUCCGCGCAUCUCAUGGGCCAAGAUUCGUAGCGCUGAAUUUCCGUUCCAGUGAUUCUUGUUCCGCGAAGCAAGAUAACGUUCCAAUUAGUAAUACGCCAGUAAUGUGCAAAGCCUGGGCUUCGCUGCACAAAUAUGCUCCUAGUGUUGCCUCACGUUUAGGAGAGCUUUACCUGGAGAAUGCUAACCUGCGUCCGUAUAAACGCAGCAGUUGUUUUGAUCUGAAUUCACUGAACAGUUCUUGAUUAUAUUUAUUUUGUUUGAAUGAACAAGUUAAAAUCUACUGGCUGUUUGCAGCAGACUUUCUGUUUUGGCCAUACUUCUUUUUAGGAAAAAUGCCGUACAUUGAAGAUACUGAAAUAAGAAAGCAGUUCUGUAAAUUAUAUCUAUUGGAAAGUGUAAAGCAGACAAUAAUGAUGCAUUUAUUAUACGCACACCAGUGUCAGCAAUAAAACUAAUUGGUGUUUACGACUUCAGCAGCAGUCACGUAAACAAUGUGAUGAUUUCACGUAAUAUAUUAACCAAUACAUAAUAAUUGUGCGCUUUAGAUUAUUUAACAGACACAGUUUAAAGAAUCGCGACAUCUGAUUUUGAUGCCGACUUAACUUGAAAUUUAUCAAUCUUGAGCAAAUUACCGCCAUACGUUCUAGCCCUGCUUCCAACAGUCGAUAAAAUUCAUCCCUUUAUCUUAAAUGCUACAAAUUUAGUUUAUAUCGGUUCAUUAGUUAUUUGUUGAGAGUAUCUUUUAAAUGUUUUACUUGUAUUUAAAUAGCGAGGGCGGGAUUUUCCACGUGCUGCAGUUUCCUCAUAUCCUGGCCUCGACAUGUGAAAUGCGAUCGUAAAAUAUCCGUACGGUACACAGGGGUAUGGAGCUCCUCUUUCGUGUGUGUGUGUGUGUGUUUGUUUUCUCUUUAGUCGAACAGUUCGCCAUCAGGCAUAUUAUUGUUGAAUAAAUGCGUGCAGUCCUUUG
Messenger RNA from Dermacentor andersoni, 5698 nucleotides. It is a transcript of the gene cyc, whose product is annotated as basic helix-loop-helix ARNT-like protein cyc. The record is from RefSeq and is a predicted model, not a curated record. Gene Ontology annotation, biological process: regulation of DNA-templated transcription. Gene Ontology annotation, cellular component: cytoplasm; nucleus; transcription regulator complex. Gene Ontology annotation, molecular function: protein dimerization activity; DNA-binding transcription factor activity. Lineage: Eukaryota; Metazoa; Arthropoda; Arachnida; Ixodida; Ixodidae.